GGGGGGUGGGUGGGGAUUCGUGCCGGAUCUACCUCGGCUGGCAUCGGCAGGGACGGGGCUGCCUUUGGGGCGCUCGGCUAAAGUCGCUGGCGGCCGCCAUUCGCGCAUCGCAGCGCCUAUCUGACCGUCGCUAUGUCGGAUUUCGACAGCAACCCUUUCGCGGACCCAGACCUUAACAACCCUUUCAAGGCACCACCAGGAAAUGUCAAAAAUCCUAAUGUGCCUAGUACACAACCUGCUAUAAUGAAACCAACUGAGGAACCACCCGCUUAUACUCAAAUUGCAAAGGAGCAUGCCUUGGCCCAGGCUGAACUGCUUAAGCGACAGGAAGAAUUAGAGCGAAAAGCAGCUGAACUAGAUCGCAGGGAAAGAGAGAUGCAGAGUCUCAAUCAGCAGGGAGGAAGAAAGAACAAUUGGCCACCACUGCCAGGAAAUUUCCCGGUGGGCCCUUGUUUUUACCAGGAUUUCUCAGUAGACAUCCCUGUAGAGUUCCAGAAAACAGUAAAGAUUAUGUACUAUUUGUGGAUGUUCCAUGCAGUGACAUUAUUUCUUAAUAUUUUUGGAUGUCUGGCUUGGUUUUGCCUUCAGCCCAUGCGAGGAGUUGACUUUGGACUGAGUAUUCUCUGGUUCUUGCUUUUUACUCCAUGUUCUUUCGUCUGCUGGUACAGACCACUUUAUGGAGCUUUCAGUGGAUGGAUUUCAUCUCUCACUGGACUUAACCAGAGCAUUCCAGUAGGCAUUAUGAUGAUAGUCAUAGCAGCACUUUUUACAGCUUCUGCAGUCAUUUCACUAAUCAUGUUUAAAAAGGUACAUGGUUUAUACCGCACAACUGGAGCAAGUUUUGAGAAGGCCCAGCAAGAAUUUGCAACAGGUGUGAUGUCCAACAAAACUGUACAAACUGCUGCAGCAAAUGCUGCCUCAACAGCAGCAACCAGUGCUGCUCAAAAUGCUUUCAAGGGUAAUCAAAUGUAGACAAGAGAGAUGAAACACGUUACAAAUUUCUGGCUGUACUUUAUUUUUCAAUUCCUAAAGACUUAUGUUAAAAAUGCACACAGCAUGUAUGUCUUUUCAGCUGUGCAUGGGCUAAGACAGAAAAAAAGAUCAUUUCAUUCCUUUUAGAAUUUUUUAAUGAGAAGUUCUUCCUAGCUACACUACUAGCUUACAAUAGUUACUUUUUUUCUCCAUAUUUUUUUGAGGUACGUGAUAUUUGAUGAAAAUUAGAACAGUAGCUUUAAAAAUUCAUACAGCAAGUUUAGCUUCUGAGAUGAGCAAACAAUAUUGGUUUUCCAUGGGGUGUCGCUCUCGGUGGAACUGUUCCUCCUGACUUGAGACAAGCACUUUGAAUUAACCCUGUUCAUAACACUUUGCUUCCCUAUUUUCGGAAGAAACAAAAUAAGCUAACAAUUUUGAACAUUUAAUUUUGGCUGCUGCUUUGUAACUCCAGCAGCUGAUGAAGGACAGAAGUAAGCUUAAAAUAAGUAUGAUAGAUAAUGUAAAUUCUUUUUUUAGGAGAAUAGAUUUUUUUAAUAAUCUGAGUCUGCAUGAAAUAAUUUUGACUAUGCUGCACUAGUGUUCUGGUCCAGAAAUUGUCUAUCAGUCCGGUUAUAGUAUUUGUUAAGAUCUGUUUUCAUGGUGUAUAUAGUGUUCUAAUUAGAUAUCUUGGAGCACAGAUGUCUUUAUCCAAGUAAUGCAACAUGAAGUGAAAAGAAUUAUGGUUUAACUGAGGCACAGUUGUUAUAUUUGUUCUUUUUGAUUUCACCAUUCAUGACUAGGAAGCACAUAUUUCUAAACAGAAUCUGUUUGGCAAUAUUUAAAACACUUAAUAGCUACUCCAUUCUGACUUGUGUUAAAUUGUAGUGGAAUUUAUUUUGUGCUUCAGAACUCUGACAUUUUUAGAGUGUGCGUUUGUGUUUAAUGCUAUUAUAUCUUUAGUCUUGUCAGUCACUCUGUUUAGUAUUUGUAUAAACAUCUGAAUAUCAAUAACUUAUUUAAAUUUUUAACAUUACUGUAGAUCCUAAUCAGGUUUCUAAACUGAUAAUUAUGUACUUGAAUUCUUUUAACAUACUUCAGCCUUCAUAUGAGAUUUAAUCUGAAUAAGUGCAUUUUAUUAAAUGCAAAUUGAAGAUUCACUUUAUGGUAAUUAGUUUAGUAUGGUGCUAUAUGGCAGCUUUUUGUUAUUUUAAUUCUUCGUAUUAUUCUAAGACUUAAUUGCCUCUUCGGGUCACUUUUCCCUUUGGAGUUUCUAAAUUCUAGGUGUUAAUGUAUAAUAAUUUGAAAGAUACUAUGAAUUAAUAAUUUGAAUGGUAUUCCAUUUCUGUCAUUAAGAGUUUUUUACUCUUCUGUUUGGUUACAUAUUACACUGGCAAAUUUGAUUGUCCUGAAUUCUGACAUAAAAUUUAUUUUUUUUAAAAAUGAAUAAUUCAUGUUCUAAAUUUUUCCACAUGAAAUGUAACCAUGUCUUGUUUAACAUGUUCAGUAGACUCUAGAAUCCCAGAUUGUAAUGUUUGGAGAGGAUCUUAGACUGCAUUUGAUCUAGUCUUUCUCAGCCUUGGCAAUUUUAAGAUGUGUGGACUUUGCGACUGGCUGGGAAUUCUGUAGCAUUCUAACAAAUGGCUAUCCUAGCUUUGAAUGUACAGGGGAGAGUCCACCCUUUCCCAAGGCAGUCUUCUUCCAUUGUUGAAUAGCUUUUGCUAUUUUCCUUGAUGCCUGACUGAACAUUGCUUCUUUGUAAUCUAUAUCCAUUAUUUAUUUUAUCUUUUGGAACAACUCUGAUCAAUCCUGGCUUGUUUUCUACAUGACAGCCCUUCAGAUAUUUGAACACAAAUAUCAUGUCUUUUCUCCUCCAGCCCUUAACCUUGUGGUCUACCAAAAUACCCACAGUAUAUACUCACAUGUAAGCCCACCCACAAAUAACCUGACCUUGGAAUUUUUAACCAAAAUAUCAACAAAAUGUGCUAAGCUCACCCACAUUUUUCAUGAAGUUUUGGUCAAAAAAUCCCAAGGUUAGCGUAGGCAUGGAUGGCUUAUGUAUGAGAGUAUAUGGGGAUAUAUAGAUACUCACAGAUUAGCUCAUCCAUGG
Thamnophis sirtalis is the source of this 3079-nucleotide messenger RNA. Lineage: Eukaryota; Metazoa; Chordata; Lepidosauria; Squamata; Natricidae. The record is from RefSeq and is a predicted model, not a curated record.